Messenger RNA from Orussus abietinus, 1475 nucleotides. RefSeq names its product ras-related protein Rab-23 (gene Rab23). Gene Ontology annotation, molecular function: GTP binding; GTPase activity. The transcript has 6 exons. The record is from RefSeq and is a predicted model, not a curated record. NCBI's taxonomy places the organism in Eukaryota, Metazoa, Arthropoda, Insecta, Hymenoptera, Orussidae. Bases 260 to 982 code for a protein of 240 amino acids.
GCGGACGCGGGCGUGUCGUAGCAUCUCACCGUGACGAGUGACGCGGGUGAUCGUGCAAGCUUUCCGCGUGAAGAGUCCUCCCUAGGGAGUUUUCACGCGACCGGCGGCCAUGGGCCGGUCGAGACUCAGAUUCCGAGAAAUCCGCCGGCGCGACAGGUGAUCGCAAAAAAGGCGACCGGGAAGAGGCUUCGUCGAGACGUUACCUGCGGCUCCGAAAUAAUCCCACCUCGGAUAUUAUGCUAAACGCGACGCUGCCAGAAUGCGAGAGGAAGAGCUCGAGAUAUCACUGAAGGUGGUGAUAGUCGGGAACGGAGCGGUGGGGAAGUCCUCGAUGAUCCAGAGAUUCUGCAAGGGCACCUACACCAGGGACUACAAGAAGACCAUCGGCGUCGACUUCCUGGAGCGGCAGAUCGAGGUGGACGGUGAGGACGUAAGACUAAUGCUUUGGGACACUGCAGGUCAGGAGGAAUUCGACGCGAUUACCGCGGCGUACUACAGGGGUGCCCACGCCUGCGUGUUGGCGUACUCUGCGACCGACCGGGACUCCUUCGACGCCAUUCCCUCCUGGAAGCUGAAGGUGGAGAACGAGUGCGGCGAGAUCCCCACGGUGCUGGUGCAGAACAAAAUGGACCUGAUCGAUCAGUGCGUCGUGGAUCCGGAAGAGGCGGAGAGACUCGGCAGAGCGCUAGGGUGCAAGCUCCUGCGGACUUCCGUCAAGGAGGACGUCGGCGUCGUGGGCGUCUUCAGGCACCUGGCCUCGAGGUGCCUCCACGAGAUGCGCCGCUGCGAGGACGACUUCCAGGAGGACCUGAGGCUGUAUUCCUCCGGACCUAGGUCACCUUCCGUCAUAAGCGCAUUUAGUCCCAAUGGAUCCACCGGUGGGCGCAGUGCGGGAAAUGGAACGAUAGUCUUGCGACCUGGAGGGAAAGCGAGGAGCCACAAGAGGAUGAACUUCAUGAAGAACGCUUGCAGAGUGUUGUAGUCGCAAUCGUGGGUACUUUCGUUGCUCUUGACAUUCUGGCGAGGAUCACUGCGGGGAAAAAAAAAGGAUUUUCGAAACCAGGGAAAGUCUUAAGAAAGCAAUUUUUUUUUUUUUCGUCGGAUUAGAUCCAAACACGAGUCGCGUUACGAGACUCCUUGAAUCGGGACGAGGGGAGACGUGAAAAGUCGACGGAGUACCAAUGCUCGUAGUUUUAAGCAGCCAAUUGUAAAUAUGUAUGUACCUUAUUUUCAUACAUCCUCGAUUAAGAGCAACUAACGGUUCUCUUUUUAUGGGUCUUAUAAUUUUAUAACGAUUAUUGUAACGACGGCGAGAGAAACCUCUCGGUCCCCGACCAUGAACAACCAAGAUCCUCCAGUUUCCGGUCUUCGGGAAAUGUUUCUCCCGUUCCCAGGAUUACAAGUAUUGAAUAAAUGCUUUAAAAGUGCAGCUCGCUGAACAAAUAUUCUUGAAUAAAUACUCAUACGUUAAGGUG